Molecule: messenger RNA, 351 nt
Organism: Oppiella nova
Lineage: Eukaryota; Metazoa; Arthropoda; Arachnida; Sarcoptiformes; Oppiidae
Source: the annotation of a GenBank genome assembly
AAGGCCUUCAACGGCAUACAUGUGGCCGACUUUGCGACGCUUAUACCGGCGUUUGUCAAACGGCUACUUAGGGUGACCAUCACCGGUAAGAUUGGAUUUUUCUUUGAAACCACGCGACAUAUAUUGGCCACCAGGAGGGCCCACCCGAGCGAUAAGCAUAACGACUUUAUUCAACUGAUGAUGGAGGCCAUGUUGACCGAUAAGGUGACCAGGGAUGAGCAGGAUACUAAUGAAGCGCACUAUGUCAAUGAGGGAGCCGAGGAACUGGAGGUCGAGCGAAAGGCCCUAACCCGGGACGACCCUAAAUCGGGCGCCAAACAGCUGACCGAAAACGAGAUCGUCGCCCAGGCG